GCCGCUCGGCGGCGCCCGGGACAGUCGGGAACCGCGCCCGCACCCGCCGGCCGCGCGGCCGGACCCGGGGGCGAUGGAGCUGGAGCCCGAGCUGCUGCUGCAAGAGGCCCGUGAGAACGUGGAGGCGGCGCAGAGCUACCGGCGGGAGCUGGGCCAGAGGCUGCAGGGGCUGCGGGAGGCGCGGAGGCAGAUCAGAGAGAGUGCAUCCCAGACAAGAGAUGUCCUCAAACAGCAUUUUAAUGAUUUAAAGGGAACCCUUGGGAAGCUCCUGGAUGAGCGAUUGGUGACCCUUUUGCAAGAGGUGGACACCAUUGAACAGGAGACCAUUAAACCACUAGAUGACUGCCAGAAGCUGAUUGAGCACGGCGUCAACACUGCAGAAGACUUAGUCCAAGAAGGUGAGAUCGCCAUUCUGGGGGGUGUAGGAAAGGAGAAUGAAAAACUGUGGAGCUUUGCCAAGAAGGCCUCACACAUCCAGCUGGACAGCUUACCAGAAGUGCCUUUGCUGGUUGAUGUGCCUUGUUUAUCUGCUCAGUUGGAUGACUCAAUUCUUAACAUAGUGAAGGACCACAUUUUCAAGCAUGGAACGGUAGCAUCUCGCCCACCGGUGCAGAUAGAAGAAUUGAUAGAGAAACCUGGAGGCAUCAUCGUACGAUGGUGUAAGGUAGAUGACGACUUUACAGCCCAAGAUUACAGGCUCCAGUUCCGUAAAUGUACUUCAAGUCAUUUUGAGGACGUGUAUGUGGGCUCCGAAACUGAGUUCAUAGUGUUGCACAUAGACCCCAACGUGGAUUACCAGUUCAGAGUCUGCGCCCGAGGAGACGGCCGGCAGGAGUGGAGUCCUUGGAGCGUCCCCCAGACAGGUCACUCCACGCUGGUGCCUCACGAGUGGACAGCUGGCUUUGAGGGGUACAGUCUGAGCAGUCGGAGAAAUAUAGCGCUCCGGAAUGACUCCGAAUCCUCCGGUGUUCUCUACUCCAGCGCCCCAACGUACUUCUGUGGGCAGACGUUAACAUUCAGAGUUGAAACUGUGGGACAACCAGACAGAAGAGACAGUAUAGGCGUGUGUGCAGAAAAACAGAAUGGAUAUGACUCUCUGCAGCGGGAUCAAGCUGUGUGCAUUAGUACAAACGGUGCAGUUUUUGUAAAUGGAAAAGAAAUGACUAAUCAGUUGCCCGCAGUUACUUCUGGGUCCACUGUCACAUUUGACAUUGAAGCUGUGACUCUAGGAUCCACCAAUAAUAACGAAGGCGGAAACUUCAAGCUUCGAGUAACGAUUAGCUCGAAUAACAGAGAAGUGGUGUUUGAUUGGUCGCUCGAUCAGUCUUGUGGUUCCCUUUACUUUGGAUGCUCGUUUUUCUAUCCUGGGUGGAAGGUGCUGGUGUUCUAGCUUCCCGGAUGACUGGCUUUGGGGUGCAGGGGUGUCAUGUAGCUGUUCUCAGCCCAGUUUAAUUGUUGCUGAUUUAAAAAAUGGUUAGAUUCAUCUCUCAGUUAAGCCAUUGGAGACAGAAAUUGUUUACUGGAUUUAUUUUGGAAUAUUUUCACAAUAAGAGGCUUGAAUAUUGUGGACAAACCAUAACGCAGUCCAUUUUAUGUUUCAGCAUAGUGUUACUCAGACUAUCACAUCGUAAAGAUCAAAUUGACUCUUAAAGGAGAUACAGACAGAAAGCCCUACGCCUUCCACUGUACUUCUUUUUAAAGUUGGUUAUAAGAACAGAAAAAUGUGACAUAACAUUAUUUUAUUAAAUCUCCAUCUUUUAAAGGUCCAGUGCCAAGUAAGACUGUAGAAUAAAACAGCCAGACUAGAGCCGGCAGAACGUGGCUGCCAUGUACGUUGUAAUAUGCACUCACUGGUGUGUUCUCCACAUGAGUGUCGAAUCUUCUGUCCGUAUUCAGGGAUUUGUAAGCAGUAUUGAAUUUUAUCUCAUGUUCAGGAAUCUUUAAGUCCCAAAAGCAUGAUCAUUUUUGCAUUUUUAAAAACAACUGAGCAAGUGUCUACAAGAGGCAAAGUACUUUGUUUUGUUCUUUCCUUGCAGUUUGAUGACAGGCUAGAGGACUGGCAGAGGGGAAGACUGCUCGUGGAAGUAGGAUGCACAGCAGCGUUAGCCACGUCCCAGGUGCACAUCCAGCCUCGGUGACGUGUGUGUUGCUCCCCAGGGGCUCUCAGCUGCAGUCCCAUUUUCCUGUCAGUUUCAUAAAUGGUCUUUCAGUGGAGCAAACAAAUACAGGGUAAAUACUUGACCUAUGUUUUAGAAGACUUAAAUUGGUUUAAAAUAUUUAUUUGAAGAACUUACUUAGUAUGUGAAAAUGAUUAUCUUAACUUGCUAUAUUACCAGCCUAAGAUCUUUUUCUUGAAUGUGAAUUUUUUUUUUCUUUUUUAACAUAGAAUAGUGGAAAAGCAAGUUUGAUAUUUUUGUAAGAUAAUUUAUUUGGGAAUCCAGAUUCCCUGUUAGACAAUCAUGACUUUUUUCCUUGCCUUUUUAUAUAUAUAGUAAGUGAGCUCUUUUUCACUUGUUUAGUGAUUGUUAAGAAGAUGUGCUAGAAUGUAGCUGCCUCAUCCAGCUGUCUGAAACAAAAUAAAAACCUUAAAGUUG
Camelus dromedarius (Arabian camel) is the source of this 2594-nucleotide messenger RNA. RefSeq names its product cytokine receptor like factor 3 (gene CRLF3). Bases 74 to 1390 code for a protein of 438 amino acids. Lineage: Eukaryota; Metazoa; Chordata; Mammalia; Artiodactyla; Camelidae. The transcript has 8 exons. Gene Ontology annotation, molecular function: protein binding. The record is from RefSeq and is a predicted model, not a curated record.